CAAAUAAAAAAUAAAAAAAAAUGUUGGUACUAUCAUUCAUAUACCCCAAGGAACCAGCAUCACAUUCUUCUUCAUGCUCUUCUUCUAUCUGAUCAGUGAUCACAUAUGCUCCCUUCAGUAGCUCCAACAAUUUCUUCAAAAAAGAGAAACUUUGCAUCCCUAUCUUUUUCUUCUGCAGGUUGGUUUUCUCUAGAAAAAUUUGAUCUUUUUUGAUGAGCAUGGUUAAAAAUGGGCCCGAGGUACCUGCUGAGGGUUCAUUACCUUCACAGGAAGAACCCAGGGAUCAGGGUUUAGAGCAGGAAAAGGAGGAGGAACUCAAGGAUCAUUCUUCUGUUGUUGUUGAGAAUGGUGGUGGUAAGGAAAAUGGUGAUGGAGUUGUUGAAGUUCUCAAUAGCAGUGUCUUAGAGACCAAGGUUUCAGUAAAAUUGAAGGGGAGUGAUUCUGAUUCUGAGAUGAAUGGUGUGUCAUCUUUGUUGCAAAUGAGGGGAACUGGUGAAAGCCGGGAUGCUUCUCAAGAAGCCGAGAAAUUGGAUUCGAUCGAUGGCUCUCGGAAGAGAGUGGCAGAUGGUGAUUAUGGUCUGAAAGAGGGUGCUUCCAUGGGGAUCAGCGGUGGUGAAGAGAGAAGUGAUGGAAAGAAGAGCGAGGAGGAAGUAACAGAUGAUGAUGAUGGGAAAAUUGUGACUAGAGAUGUGCCAAUUGUGGAGACCAGUGAGAAUGUAGAUGAUGAAGUGGAGGAAUUAAGUGAUGGAGGACAUGUAUUUGCUGUUGGUGAUUUUGUUUGGGGAAAAAUUAAGAGUCAUCCGUGGUGGCCCGGCCGGAUUUAUGAUCCUUCAGAUGCUUCAGACUUUGCUUUGAAGUUGAAACAAAAGAAUCGGCAGCUCCUUGUAGCCUAUUUCGGGGAUGGAACAUUUGCUUGGUGCCAUCCUUCUCAAUUGAAGCUGUUUGAGGAAAACUUUGAUGAUAUGGCAAAGCAAAGUACCACCAAAGCCUUUGUCAAUGCUGUACAAGAAGCUGUGAAUCAGGUUGGAAUGCUUCUUGAUAUGAAGAUGAGUCGUGAUUUUCUUGUAAAUGAAUCUAUGCCUGGAUUCACUCUACCAUUGGCAAAGAAUGCUGGAAUCAAGACAGGAACUCUUGUGCCGGAAAAUGGUGUAGAGAGACUUUUGGCCGUUCCAAUGGAACCGCUGGAGCUACUUGCUCGAGUGAAACAAGCUGCUGAAAUUAUCGCUGUUGCUAGUAUUCUGGAGCUGGAGACAUUAAAGGCUCAGCUUUCGGCUUUUUAUCUAUCAAGAGGAGGUUAUAAGUUAGCUCGUUAUGAGGAUCCCCAGCCAGUUCUUGGACUCGAAGAUAAAUUGACGGAUGAAACUGUUUAUGCAGGCAAUGGUAAGAGUGCAGUGGAAGUGCCUGUCCAAGGGCCAUUUGGGGAGGACUAUUCUGCCUCUCCGAUGAGCCUGAAAGUCGGUGCAUCUGGUAACUCUCAAGGGCCUUCUGGAAAUACACCAAACCAUAGAAGGAAGCAGAAAAGCAUGGCUGAAAUUAUGGGGGAGGACAAAGAUGUACUUGCCAUGAACAAGGAGGGGGAUGAAACUGACGAAACUUUAAAUGCAAUUGUGUUCACUGGUAGGAAAAGAAGAAGAGACCGUGAGGUUGCAAUGUCAUCGAAACCAGUUCGGGAGAGAAAAGAAUUGCGUGUAGAUACUGUGGCAAAUCUACAGAAUGCUGAGAACAAAGGCAGUGGGGGCAAGCAGAACAGCGACAAGGGCUGGUCGCCAAAAUCAGGAGAGUUGAAAGAAGCUUUUGAUGGUGAAAACAUUAGCAGCGGUAGCAGAAAGGAGAAUACUACAGAAGCGAAUACCAAAGAACAGAAUGAGAAGGGUUCUUUGUUAAGAGAAAGGAAGUUAAGCAAGUACUUGUCCCCCCCCUUCACUACUUCCCUUGAACAUCUAGCAUCGGGCAGGGCUGCUGGCCAGCCUUCUCCUCGAAUUCUGAAGUGUAAUGGCGAGACGUUUAAGGAGAAUCUCACAAAGGAUGUUGCUGUUGGGUUCGCGCUCUCUGAUGGCCCAAAUCACCAAACUCAGAUAGAUGAAGAGGAGAAGGCCAUCGAUCUUAAGAAAAUUCAGGUCACUCCUUUUGAAGUCCUGUCUGAAUUCCGGCAUGCAGCUGUUAGUCCUCAAAUUUCUCGGGACAGCGACUCUCUUGAAGCACUUGUGGACUUCAUUUCUGUCUUCAGAAGCUCAUUGUAUCGCCACGGAUCCCUAUACAAAGUGUACAAAGAAUGCCGACCUGGAAGGAAGAGAAAGAAGUCAGAAACCGAUCAACCAGAUCACCUGUCACCUAACAAUGAGUUUGGGCCUAGGAAGCGAAGAAAGAGGAAGGGAACUGAAAACACUUCAGCCGCGGAGCUUAUUGUGUCAUUCUGGCCAGGGUCCGCUCUACCUUCAAGAUCUGACAUCGUGGCGAUUUACAGCAAGUUUGGGGAUCUGAAUGAGGCUGAAACCAACAUGUUCCGAACAAAUUACACCGCUAGAGUGUGCUUCCUAAGAGCUUCUGAUGCUGAAAAUGCCUUAAAGCAAUCACAAAUCACCAACCCUUUUGGAUCCUCUGAUGUAACUUUUCAACUCAAGUAUCUUUCUUCUUCCAGUGAUAGGUCCAAGUCCGAACGUUCAGCAUCAACCAAGGAGGAGUACAAUACCACCUUGGCUGUUUCACUGCCAAAGGACAAUGAAGCAUCCAAAUUCAACUAUGUAAGAGAGAAGCUUCAGGUUCUGACCUCAAUGCUGGAAGCAUCAGAUGGAAAAUCACAUGAAGUGAAGAACAAGGUUGUUAGUGGGAUGAAGGAUCUUUUGGAUGAUGUGGACAAACUUCUUGGAUUCUCUUCAUCCUAG
Arachis ipaensis is the source of this 2882-nucleotide messenger RNA. Its product is annotated as PWWP domain-containing protein 6. The record is from RefSeq and is a predicted model, not a curated record. Lineage: Eukaryota; Viridiplantae; Streptophyta; Magnoliopsida; Fabales; Fabaceae.